CGUUGCGCCGCCAUUGAGACAGGAUGCGAACGAGAUUAGCCAAUACGACGGUUCAGGCAUUGCGCAGUGUACAUUCGAGCUUCUCUCGAAGUUCGCCUCGGAUCUGCCGAUCAUGCUCGGUCUACAGUAGUCUCAGACGAUUCAAUUCGACCAAAUCCGCACCUGAGAAGCCGUACUACAUCACCACGCCCAUCUUCUACGUGAACGCUGCCCCUCAUGUCGGUCACUUGUAUACCAUGGUCCUUACGGACAUCAUCAAAAGGUGGAGCGUGCUCAGAGGAAAGAAGGCGAUCAUGUGCACAGGAACAGACGAGCAUGGGCUGAAGGUUCAAAAAGCAGCUGCCAAAGCCGGCGCCGACCCCAGGGCGUUCUGUGACAAGGGCGCAGAUAUCUUCCGAGAUCUUGCGCAAAAGGCCGAGAUCUCGAAUGACCAUUUCGUACGGACAACGGAUGAGGACCACAAAGAUGUUGUGCAAUAUGCUUGGUUCUUGCUUCAAGAGAAGGGCCUCAUCUACGAGCAGAAACAUGAAGGCUGGUACUCAGUCACCGACGAGUGCUUCUACCCACAGUCACAAGUCAAGCCCUGGAUUGAACCGUCGACUGGGAGAAAGAUCAUGACAUCCAUCGAGACGGGGAGUGAAGUCGAAUGGUCUUCAGAGGAAAACUACCAUUUCCGCCUGUCUGCGUUCCGCGAACCGCUUCUUGAGUUCUACAAGGCCAACCCGAACUGGAUAGUUCCAGAGCACCGCUACAAGGAGGUCAUCCAGUCUGUGGAGUCUGGUCUCGAAGACCUGUCCAUCUCUCGCCCCUACGACAGACUGCAGUGGGGAAUCCGCGUGCCAGGCGACGAGUCACAAACGAUAUAUGUGUGGCUCGAUGCUCUCAUGAACUACGCCACAAAGGCGGGAUAUCCAUUUGUACCGGGCAAAGAACACGAAGGCGGCUGGCCGGCUGACUGCCAUGUCAUCGGCAAAGAUAUCGUUCGCUUCCACUGCAUAUAUUGGCCGGCAUUUCUGAUGGCACUUCGUCUUCCACUUCCAAAGAAGAUCCUGACCCACGCCCAUUGGACUUUGGGAGGUGCAAAGAUGUCAAAGUCGACUGGCAGGGUGGUCGACCCUUUCCACGCCAUAGAUCGAUAUGGACCGGAUGUGAUGCGUUUCUACAUGGCUCAUGACGGCGGUAUCCAGGAUGAUUCAAGCUACGAUAACGCCCACAUCAUCAAGCUGUACAACAAGUUUCUGAACCAGCAGCUUGGAAACCUUGCAUCUCGCGUGACCAGAGGCAAGAAGUGGAGUGUUCGUGGCGCAGUAGAGCGCAUGGGAAGCUCGCCGCCAGAGUACUGGAGCGAUGGCCCUGGUUCACGGUUCUGGACCAAUUCACUGAGCACCGUCGCCACCAAGGUUGAUGGUCUCUUCGAUAUCUAUGAUCCUCGAAAAGCACUGCACCACCUUGCUGAGUUUGUACGAGGUGCAAACGCGUUCUUCCAGAUGUCCAAGCCAUGGGACAACAUACUCGACUUUGCCUCAGGUGAGCCCGGCGAUGAUGUUGAUCGGACGAUCUACCUUGCCGCUGAGGCUUUGCGCGUGACUGGCAUUCUGCUCCAGCCUUACAUGCCAAACAAGGCGGAGAUGCUGCUCAACCAACUCGGUGUAAAGGCAGACAGAAGAACUCUAGCAUACUGCCAACCUGGUGCUGAUCUUGAUUAUGGUACACCAAUGGUGACCCUGGGUUCCAAGCAUGAGGGUGUACUCUUCCCGCCCUUAUCGAGCGAAGAGUAGCAAGCCUGUUUUGUCCCGAUACACUGUAGUUUAUGUACUUCUAGUAACUAUGAAAUAAGAGACUCGUACGUGGGUAGAGUUGAAUCGA
Molecule: messenger RNA, 1866 nt
Organism: Didymella exigua CBS 183.55
Lineage: Eukaryota; Fungi; Ascomycota; Dothideomycetes; Pleosporales; Didymellaceae
Product: methionyl-tRNA synthetase
Exons: 6
Coding region: 24-1778 (584 amino acids)
Biological process (GO): methionyl-tRNA aminoacylation
Molecular function (GO): ATP binding; methionine-tRNA ligase activity
Source: RefSeq, a predicted model, not a curated record